AUGACCAAGUUGCAGAAACAGCAGCCGCUAGACUCUCCGGGCAAAUCCAACGCGUCGGCACCUCUGCAUACCGCGGUCCCCUAUGAACGCCUGCCACUGUCCGCGCAGCAGCCCGUGCUUGUCACCACCGCCGUGAAACCCAGUUCCUACAAUGAAUUUCCAUCCACAAACCCAUUCUCUUCGAAUUAUCUCCCACGAGCAGAGCCGGCGGCGGCGGAUGGUAACCCCUUCUUACCAGUGUCUCCUUUGGAGGAGUCGAGACCCGUUGAACGACUUUCGCAGCCACAACUAGUUUCACCACAGACGCAGAGAUCUGAUGCUGCUCCAAAAAGAUCGGUUGGCCUACGGCGUCUCGAUGGAAAGCCAUAUUCUGGCUCCCAGCCGGCAGCAAAACCGGCCAAGUCAGUCAAGGUAGCAAAGGAUAUGUUUGACGGCGCGCUACCGCCCGUCUACAAGCGUGAAGCACCUGAUCCGAUUAACCCUGCCGUGGCCGCACAGGCUCUUGCGUCGAGGCCGCAUGAGUGUACAAAGUGUGGAAAAAGGCGUGGUGAAGGGCAUGCUGGGCAUGACAACGGCUGCACCCAAUGCGGGAAACGCAAAGUGGGUGCGACGCCCGAUGCUUCGGCCCCAGCUCCUGCGAGUAUCCCUCCUGUUCAUGGGCGUAAUACCUCUGAAGGGACAAGGUCUCACCAAUCUAAAAACUCAGAGAGCACGGCAGGCCCUUCCGGUUCCCCUAGCUCAGUUGUUUCAGGAUGCUGUGCCAAAUGUGGUAGACACAAACGACCAAUGUCCUUUGAUCAAGAAGGCAGCACGAGACUCGGUCCUGCUCCUGCUCCUGCUCCUAUGCAAGCAACCAACCAACAAGCGGUGAGAAUCCGCCAGGCUGGGCUAUCGAUCCAGCCAAUUGCGGCACAAUCUCAAAAACCCGUGUUUCCGCAGAUCGAUGUCAUUCCACCUUCGGCAUCCACUUACAGGCCGGUGAAUUCGCCCUUCACAACCUAUGGAGACGAGUCUCCUCUGGUAGGAAAAGCUACCAAGCAGGAAUUCAAGCUUUUCCGCAACUCCUCCCUUGUCCGUUCGUUGUCUCGCCGUCUAAGCAGAAAGGACAAGAAUUCCACGGCGCCUCUACCCAGCCAGCAGCUGGCCGGCAAUCAGAAUCCAUCUGGCGAGCAAAGCGCUGGAAGGCUGAUCAACAUGAUCAGCAGCGCGAUGCAGGUGUCGCCGAUUGAUCGUGAUGCACACUACUCCAGGCUAGACACCGUCGAACAGCCGGAUCGUCCCGCAACACCUUUCUCGUUUGUUGGCGCGAAGGAUGAAGACGAUGCCUUCGAGAUGGUAGAUCUCCGUGACAAUGACUCAUUAUCCGGCCCGAAGAGCAUUAAAGAUACUGUUCAACUCGACGUCUCGGCAACUCAUCCAGGCCCCGAUCAAUCUGCAGUUCCGCAGGAUAGUAUCGAUGUCAUUUCCAGGCCGGAGUCUGCAGAGACGCGCCGUCAACACUUGUCCGUGGAAGAUGCUCAACAGAGGCCUCAAAUCACAAGGUUCAAGAGCUUGAGAGGCGGAGUUUCCAGGAUGAGUAGCACGGUCAGCAGGUCCACAAGCCUGAAGAGAUUGGGCAGUUUGAAGACGGUGCAUCAUAAUUGGUACAGGAAUGACAUGGCUAUUGAGGGCGCGUCUGGUGACAAUGUCAUUGCUGCUUUCUAA
Capronia coronata CBS 617.96 is the source of this 1704-nucleotide messenger RNA. RefSeq lists its product as uncharacterized. The transcript has a single exon. The coding region runs from base 1 to 1704 and encodes 567 amino acids. The record is from RefSeq and is a predicted model, not a curated record. NCBI's taxonomy places the organism in Eukaryota, Fungi, Ascomycota, Eurotiomycetes, Chaetothyriales, Herpotrichiellaceae.